AUGCUGAAUUCUAGCUACUUUGGUGAACAACGAAGAGAAAAGGAUGAAUAUGGGUCAAGCGAAGAAGAAAAAUUAGUAACGAUUUUACCUUCGUAUCGGAUGCACCAGUCUACGGUAUCAAAGGCCUUGACACCUACGCAAGAAAAUUUCAGAAUAGAUCCUCCGUCAUACGAUAUAAGUCCAAUGGAUUCCAGAGGAUCUGAUGCAUAUUUAAGUAUAUCUGCAUUACACUCUCCAACAUCGGAGGAAGAGCCUGGGUGGCCCCCACCACAAGAGCCAUUGGCAUACGAUGAAGAAUCUGCCAGCAUCUGGGAGAAUACAAUUAUUGCUAAUGUCCACAAGAUGGAUAACUUGACUAGAAAUAAUUACAGAGUCAGUCAGGAUCUCGAAGUGGAUAUUAAGGUAACAAGAAAGGUUUGCGAGAAAGGUGUAGAGCCGCUCGUGUAUGAUCCACUGGACCAUGAAUUUACUCAAGGUAAGUACAUUCAUGGUUUUGUCACCAUACGUAAUAAAUCUAGUACUCCAAUCCCAUUUGACAUGGUCUACGUUGCAUUUGAGGGUGUUACUGUGACCCUUCUGAAUCACAAUGGUGUUAUUGUUUUAGAUAAGCCUGGGGCAGAUUUUAAGUUUUUAACGAUGAUAGAUUUAUUUGCGUCUUGGUCCUACUCAAACAUCGCAAGACUCUCGACAGAUGACGGCGACCCGCAUGAUUGGUGUGAAGGUGAGACAGAUCCAUAUGAUAACACAAUUCUCUCAAUUGACGUCAAGCGAUUCUUUCAACCCAACAUUACCUACAAAAGAUUUUUUACAUUCAAGAUUCCUGAUAAACUAUUGGACGACAUUUGUGACAUUCACAACAUUCCUAGUCACUCAGAGAUCCCACCAACGCUAGGCUUCCCUAGAAGUUUCUUCCCACCAUCAGAAGUUCUUGCGAAUAAGUAUGCUAUUCCAAAAGAUUUUUCGAUGUUGGAUAGCUCAAUAAGCUAUUGCGUCAAUGCAAGAGUUAUUGGAAAAGCAUCAGAUUAUAAAUACGACACUGGGGGACAUGACAAAUAUGUUAUAGCAAAAGAUGCAUCUGUUUAUAUUAGAGUUAUACCAAAUUAUAGAAGCUUUAUGGGACAUCCCAUGUGGAGCAGCGUGUUUUAUGAUAAUCUAGUACGAUGUGUCUCAGAGAAGCUUGAAUUAGGAAGAGGUCUACUUAAUACGCCAACUGAAGAAAGGUCAGAGAUAGCCCUCACACCAAUUAGUUCGAGGAACUCAGAAAUGAAACUUCGACAGUUAUAUUCUUCUAUUGAGGGUGCCUUUAAUUCGUUCGAUAAAAAAGUGAAAGACGAUUCUUUUAAGACUUUCAAACCGUAUAUGAAGAAAUUUUUGGGAACUCGCAAGACUUCGGGAGUGAUAUCAUUGGCAACACCAAAGCAAGAAUAUUUGAUUCCUUACUCUUCUUCGAAAAGCCAAUUGAAAGAUUCCAAUAUAUUUAUUCCUAUAGACUUUUCUUACUCUUUUGAUAAGGAGAAGAGCCAGAAAGAUUUUCCAAUUGUUAAAGACAUAUCCGCGGAUUUGAUGGUUUUGACAAUAGCAUCGAAGAAGUAUCCUAUUCCCAUAGAGUUCACUCAUGACAUGUGUUUCAGAGACAACGAGGUAGAAGAUGGUAAGCAUAGACCUUCUAACUUUGAUUCCAUCAUCAUAAACCCUUUUAAAGAAUAUGUCAAUGAAUUAAGCGAUUUGAUAAGAAAAGUUGGUAACAAUAUUUUAAAGGUUGAAACAAAGUUCUUCCAAGACCUCAAAUGCCUUGCCAGUCUUUCAACAAAGACUAUUCGUCUUGGAGUGCAAGAUGUACAAAUCUACAUGGCAACUGAAAAUGGAAUGGGUGUCCAACAAACAGCUGAUGCCAUUCCCUGGAGAGAAGUAAAUGAAACUCAUUCUCAACACAAAGUAUUUAUGAAAAAUUUUAACUUAAAACUUGAUUUGAGUACUGCUAACUUACGUUCGCCAGAUACUCCAGGAAGACCUGGAAAUUUUACUAUAUCUCCAAGCUUUCAGAGCUGUAUGAUAUCAAGAAUAUACUUCAUAAAAGUAAACUUCAAGAUCUCAAAUGGGGACAAAAUAUCAAUUCGUGUACCGCUAUUCAUUGAAAAAAACGCAUGA
Molecule: messenger RNA, 2148 nt
Organism: Priceomyces carsonii
Lineage: Eukaryota; Fungi; Ascomycota; Pichiomycetes; Serinales; Debaryomycetaceae
Exons: 1
Coding region: 1-2148 (715 amino acids)
Biological process (GO): protein polyubiquitination; protein monoubiquitination
Cellular component (GO): ubiquitin ligase complex
Molecular function (GO): ubiquitin-ubiquitin ligase activity
Source: RefSeq, a predicted model, not a curated record